CGACGCGUUCGAGGGCGAGGACACCGGUCGGAAAGGACGGCCAGGAUCGGCUUUCGUGAAAGCUGGUGGUGCAAGCGCCGUCGAAACAUAUGCCGUUGCACCCAAGGCGAAGACGGGAGGGUCGUCGGGUAUGAUGCGGGCUUUCGAGAAGGAUGACGCUUCUCCGCCACCUGCCGCUCCGAAACCAAAGGGCAAGAGAGCCAUGGAUGCAUUCCUGGAGGAAAUCAGAAGGGAUCAGGCCGACAGAGAAGCUCGAUACUCGCGUAAUGCUCACGGACGAUCCGUUACUGCACUAGCGGCUUACGACGGCCAAAGUGGCAGCAAGGAUCGCGGCGAUCCUGAGACAACCAACGUGUUCGUGGCCAACCUGCCCCCGCAUGUGAACGAGCAGAGUCUAGGCUUCUUCUUUGCUCGCUGUGGGCCCGUAGGUUCGGUUAAAAUCAUGUGGCCUCGUGGCGACGCUACAGUUGGCCCCGGUGCUGAUAUGACGAACUCCCGGCGCUCAAAGAAUGCCGGGCUUAGCGGCUUCGUGUCUUUCAUGAAGCGUCGUGACGCCGAGGCCGCUCUAAGAGAACUCGAUGGCUUCGACUGGGGUGGUUCUAUCCUUCGCGUGGGCUGGAGUAAGGCCGUCCCGGUUGCGCCCAGGGCGCAGUAUGUUUAUGGCGGAAAGGGGGCGUCGACAUCACGCAGUCGGUCCCGCUCACACUCGCCGGCUCGACCUCGUAGACUCUCGUACUCGCGAUCGCGAUCUCGGUCCGACUCGCGCGAACGUCAGCGCUCUACUCGGCGAUCCCGGUCCCGCGACUAUCGCCGGCGUUCCUACAGCCGUUCGCGAUACGGAAAGGGUCGCAGCCGUUCUCCCCGUGCUCGGAGGAGUCGUAGCAGGUCCCCUGUGAAAGAUGGUGAUGACGUGACGGACACCUUCAUCCGGACGGUUGCCGCAGAAGUCAAGGGCCACGGCGAAGAUGGGAAGUAUGAACAAAGUCUUGUUGAGAGGGAGAAGAAUAACCCUCGUUACUCGUUCUUGACAAAGCGAAGCCAUAGAAAGCAUCGGUACUACAAGACAUUAGUGCAAGAUGGGACGACCUUACAGCCCGAGUUCGACGACGAUGGCUACAAUUCUGUUUAUUCGACUGACUCUGGGGAAGAGUCUGAGCGCGAGCAUGGUAGGAAGAACGCCUUAGGAAAACUCGCGCGACGGCGCUUCGAAGCUAUGCUCCGAGCUAUCUCUGGAAAACGUGGCGAACUCGCGCGGUGUAUGGCAUUUAGCCUUGAACACGCGGAGGCAGCGUCGGAGGUCGCCGAUAUAAUCGUUUCUUCGCUUCUGGUCGAUGGCACCCCUGUCCCGCGCAAAGUAUCCCGACUGCACCUCAUAUGCGACAUUCUCCACAACUCCGCUGUACCGCUAACUGGUGCAUGGAAGUUCCGCAACGAGUUCCAAUCCCGUCUUGGAUUGGUUUUUGACCACCUUUCAACCAUCUACCAUUCCUUUCCUGGUCGAAUUACGGCAGAAACUUUCAAGGCCCAGAUCACUGCAAUUAUUGAUAUCUGGGAUGACUGGAUUGUCUUCCCACCCGAGUUCACUAGGGAGCUACGAGAGCGGCUAGAGGGUGAAGUUGUUCGGGAACAAGAGCCUCGUGCGAAGCCAGUAGAAAGUAUUCAAGAAGAAAGCACGCCGGUGGCUCAGAACAACAAGUUCAAGUCAAGCUCGUUCAAGCCUGCGACGGUUGAGACAGCCAUUCCAGAUAUCGCUGCACGCACCGUUGAAGAUGCUGAUUUCGAUGGCGAGCCCAUGGACGAAGGAAGUGAUGUCGAGGGGCAACCUAUGGACGACGUCGAUGGCGAACCCAUUGAUGAUAUAGACGGAGAGCCGAUUGAUGAUAUGGACGGCGAACCGAUCGAUGACGUGGAUGGCGAACCUAUGGAUGACGAUAUUGAUGGUGCUCCAGUAGCAGUGUGAAGUUCUGCGCUCGUGAUAUAUGCAAUUUUACUUCGUGACGGACCAUUGUUUAUCACGCUUUUUGCCAAUCUCGAUGUCCCCGGAGUAGGCCCCAUCGG
Molecule: messenger RNA, 2058 nt
Organism: Punctularia strigosozonata HHB-11173 SS5
Lineage: Eukaryota; Fungi; Basidiomycota; Agaricomycetes; Corticiales; Punctulariaceae
Exons: 11
Coding region: 131-1960 (609 amino acids)
Biological process (GO): RNA processing
Cellular component (GO): nucleus
Molecular function (GO): RNA binding
Source: RefSeq, a predicted model, not a curated record